Molecule: messenger RNA, 1345 nt
Organism: Trichomonas vaginalis G3
Lineage: Eukaryota; Parabasalia; Trichomonadida; Trichomonadidae
Product: protein of unknown function, DUF4106 family
Exons: 1
Source: RefSeq, a predicted model, not a curated record
AUGCAAAAGGCAAUGAAAAGCGCAGAAUAUAUAAAAGCUAACAAUGACUGGUUAGAUGCCCAAGCCAACGCUAAAGCAGCCCAACUUAUAGGGUCAAUAAGGACAAAAAUACAAGCGGAUGAAGACAGUUCAAAUGAAGCUUUAACAAAUGCUGACUUUAAGAACGCCUUCGAAGCUCUUCAUAGUAAGGUGAAACAAGUGAACGACUUCUCAUCUGGAAAGAAACUGAAGUCUGAAGGUUUCGACAAAGAGUUAAGAGAAGUAGCACAAAAUAUGACGAAAAUAACAGAUGCAGCAACGAGACAGGCAGUUCAAAGUGCCUAUGACGCCGUUAGAGCAACUGUUGUGGAAAGUCAAGAAAAAGAGUUACAACAGACCAAAACAGACCUAGUAAAUGCUUUCUUAAAAACGAAAAGUCAGGUAGGACAUUAUGCUGCAGAUGGAACAUAUGUGCCAGCUGGUGGAACUUAUAUACCAGCUGGUGGAACUUAUAUACUAGCUAGUGGAACUUAUAUACCACCAAACCCUCCAAGAGAAGCACCUGCACCAGGACUACCUAAAACAUUUACAUCGUCACAUGGACACAGACACAGGCAUGCACCAAAACCAACACAACAACCAACACAACAACCAACAGUUCAAAACACUGCACCACAACCAACAGUUCAAAACACUGCACCACAACCAACAGUUCAAAACACUGCACAGCAACAACCAGCACAGCAACCAACAGUUCAAAACACUGCACAGCAACAACCACAAACAGAGCAAGGACAUAAAAGAAGUAGAGAACAAGGAAACCAAGAAUUCUUAAAAAUGCUUAAAGAAGACUAUGGUUACCCAGAUACUAUUGACUUUAGUGACAGAUAUAAAGAAGCUAUUCGAAAGUUCAAGGAAGGAAAUACUGACCCGAACCUAUUUAGCUUUAUGGUUCAGCACCAAAUGGGAUAUAAUUUCAAACCUGGAAAAUACAAGCUCGCUAAGGGAUAUGAUUUAAUAGCAUAUCAAAAUGACAUGAACGAAUUUACUCCGAGAUAUUUGGUGUCAGAGAUAAAUGAUGAUUCAACUAUCUUCAUGAAACGCGUAAAAAAUAGAGACGGAACGAAAGAACAAAGGCUUAUGAAUGCGGAUGACUUAAAUAGGGAACUUGUUAAAAACGGUCUCGGAAUAUAUGAAAUGCCAGCAGAUGAGGUACAAGAAACUCCACAGGAAGAAGUUCAGAUACAACCAGACAUGGAAGAAAUAGUUCAGCAACAACAGCUAGAAGAGCCUGAAGGAAACGAACAAGUCCCUCCUUUGGAAACUAACUUCACAGAACUAGAUGAAGAUUUGGAACAGCCGAAAA